UCCCUUAGACUUUUAACCUUAUGUUUUUGUCCCUACUUUCCAUGUUUCCAUAAUAGAGGGCGCACAUGCCUGCCCAUUACCCUAGCCAAUCUAUAAAUAGACUUCCCCUCUUUUCUUUUUCUUUUCUUACAAGACCAAGAACCCACCAAAAUCCCAACUGUAGUGGAGGACGACGCAAGUCUCUUGAACUCCUCCUUACAAUUCAAUGGCGGUUUCCAUUGCUGCUCGACUAACCAUUAUUCUUAUUCUUCUUUCUCUUCAAGGUGCUUAUUCAACAACAUUCACAAUAUUGAACAAGUGCAGAUACCCUGUUUGGCCAGGCUUGCUCUCAGGUGCUGGAACUCCGCCGCUAUCAACCACAGGGUUUGUUCUUCAACCAGGAGAGUCUUCUUCUCUCCUUAUACCACCUUCUUGGUCAGGACGGAUAUGGGGCCGAACCUUCUGUACCCAAGAUGCAACCGGCAAAUUCUCUUGCCUAUCCGGUGACUGUGGCUCCUCGACUAUUGAGUGCUCUGGUAGCGGUGCUGUACCUCCUGCCACCCUAGCAGAGUUCACACUCAACGGCGCUGGUGGGUUGGAUUUCUUUGAUGUCAGUCUUGUUGAUGGCUAUAACCUUCCCAUAAUGGUUGCCCCGCAGGGCGGCAACGGAGGAGGGAACUGCAGUGCAACAGGGUGUCUCGUGGAGUUGAACAGUGCGUGUCCGACGGAGCUCAAGGUUGUGGAUGAUGGUGAAAAUGUAGCGUGUAAAAGCGCAUGCAACGCGUUUGGGAAUCCUGAAUAUUGUUGCAGUGGGGCUUAUGCCACACCGGCUACGUGCAAACCCACCUCCUAUUCUGAGUUUUUCAAAAAUGCAUGUCCUCGAGCUUACAGCUACGCUUAUGAUGACAGCACCAGUACCUUCACUUGUGCAGGUGCUGAUUAUCUCAUCACCUUCUGUCCUGCCCCUUCCACCAGCCUCAAGUCAAGCUCGAACAAAGAUCAGCCAAAGGCCGUCUCUGUCGAUUCCUCCACCGGCUUUCGUGGUGUUUCGCCAUCCUAUCUUCUCCUCGCUUUCGCCAUUUUAGCAACAACUCGAACAUUUUGGCAAGCUCUUUUGACAAUGCCAAACUGCCGGCAAUAGUUUUUUAACGAUGCCAAAAUACCGGCAGUAGUUUUUAGGUAGUUUUCUCCUAGGGUUUUUAGGGUUUAGAGGACGAACCAGUAGCCAAGAUUGAUUGAUGAUUCUUUCUCCUCCCUAGCUCUUCUUUAACGUCUACAAGAAAGUUGGAAAAUUAUUAGUAUUGUUAUUGUUACGAUUCUUUGUUAAAUUUUUUUUAAUGAAGAUUCGAAUUGAAGAUACCAUGGAUGAUUAUCAUAAAGGUGAAGAAUACAAAGACGAAUACAUCAGCAGUCACGUUUUCUGAUUCAGAGUGGGGACAAGAUGACAGAUUGCUGCCCUAAUGGAGCUCCUUCGUUCUUUAGCUAUAUAUAUACAUAUAUAUAUAUAUUAAGUAUUUGAAAAACAAAAAAAAAAAAAAAGAAAAGAAAACAAAAGCAAUAUUGUAAGGUAGUGGGGAGACGAUUACCCAGUUGGAUUUAUGUAAAUUCUUGCAA
Molecule: messenger RNA, 1593 nt
Organism: Carica papaya (papaya)
Lineage: Eukaryota; Viridiplantae; Streptophyta; Magnoliopsida; Brassicales; Caricaceae
Product: Pathogenesis-related thaumatin superfamily protein
Source: RefSeq, a predicted model, not a curated record